Messenger RNA from Cygnus olor (mute swan), 4290 nucleotides. RefSeq names its product NIPA like domain containing 4 (gene NIPAL4). The coding region runs from base 1590 to 2876 and encodes 428 amino acids. NCBI's taxonomy places the organism in Eukaryota, Metazoa, Chordata, Aves, Anseriformes, Anatidae. The record is from RefSeq and is a predicted model, not a curated record. Gene Ontology annotation, cellular component: membrane. Gene Ontology annotation, molecular function: magnesium ion transmembrane transporter activity. The transcript has 7 exons. Gene Ontology annotation, biological process: magnesium ion transport.
CAGCAGCAGAAGUUGCUUUCAAAUCACUGAUAAAUCAACAUACAUUCAAUUUCCAACAUAGAAAUCACUGCCAUGCUGUUUGGAUUGAUUAUCAGGUGCUCCUGUGAUGAAGGGCAGGACAUGGGAUUUGGCCAGUACAAUCUUCCUCAGUCACCCUCAGGUUUGUGGCUGAUGAACCGACCCAAUUAAAACCAAAUGACUCACAAAAUGCUGCAACAUUUGCUGGGGAAAACAGUUGUACAGAGAUACGAUCAGGUGCUGAGUGAAGGAUCCACGUGGUGCCAACAACGCUGCAGCUUGAUGGUCUGAGAGCAAUUUCUUAGUAACGUGCAGAUAAUGCAUUUUAUGGUGAAAAAAAGCAAUUUUUCAAUCAUUAAAUACUGCAGAUCUUACAUUUGAUUGCCUCAUGAAAUAUACAGUUUCUACCUAAAAAUGCAGGCUUGCUGAAGGAAAACUAAGCAGCUUCUAUUGGUUUUACUUAUCACUACUGACCUACAGCAAAAUCUGGCGAUUGGAUCCUGCUGCAGUGAAAGGGCUUUCGUAUCAGCAGUAGGUUUGUGUACACACGGUCACUGCGCACAAAUACGGGAAGGGAGGACGUCAGCAGAGGAGGGUGAGGAUGAAGGUAAAGCACAUCGGAGUGCAACAGCCUCUGAAAUGUUCGCACAUCAAUAUUAUCAGCAGGAACAGGGACAGGAAGUUAAUGGAGAAGUUAAACUGCCAAUCGAAUAGCCACAAAGCGAUGUAAAAUGAGUCCAAGUGAUGGAGGAGCCCACACGUGCAGAUGGACAACCCCAGGAGUACAGCAGGAGAGCCCCUACCCAUCCCAGCGGGGCUGAAGCUGACUCUCUCAGGGCUGGGAUUCAGCACAGAGACAGCAAAAUCCUAAAUCGCAACCACUGCUGGUAAAACUGUGUCCUGCCCUCGUGGCGCUCAGCACCUCACAGCACGACAGUGCCCUUGCCACUGCACGCUCGUCUUUUGUUGGUGUUUGUUUUUCAGAUGUGCCUUUGCCGGCAGCCUUUUCUUUGACUCGAAGGUCAGAUGAGGGAAAAUCUGCCCUGACCUCCAGCAGAGAGCAUGGCUUUGCCCAGCGAGCACACGAUGCGGGGAACCCUGCACCUGCCACAGAACCUCUGUUAGGAUAUACCCAUCCUCCUUACACCGCAACAUGUUUCUCAGCCCCCCAACCUUGCCCUUCAGUCCUAAAAACUGCUGCGCACAGCCAUAGGACCAAGUAGGGAACAAUCAACACCGAAGCUUGAAGCAGCAGGACGCUUUCUGAAAAGUUCCCUUGCUACCCCAAGACCUCCUGCGACAGCCUUAGUAAGAGCAGCUGUGUUCAACACGGACACCACUCAGGAUUUAAUUUCUCCUGCCUGCUUGUAAUUUGUUCCCCGCUCUCAGCACGCAGAGCACCCACGCCCCGCAGCACCCCAAGACGGGGUCCCCCCACCCCGCAUCCCAUUCCCCCUCCAACUCCUCCCCAUCCCGACCACCCGAGGGGACGACCACGCUCCGGGGGAGAGCCGGCUCCCUCCCGAGCCGCAGCGGGCUGGGGUGCGAGGCUUUUAGGGGCGGUGGCUUGCAUGGGAAGAGGCUCCCGGAGCUGCAAGCCGGCCCCGUGCCGGAGGAGGAGCCGGCUCGGGGAUGCCAAGAGCCCUGCGGAGGGCAGGACGGAGGAGAUGGAGCGGCUGGGGGCGAACGGCAGCUGCAGCAACGGGUCUCUGCUCACCCUUUCGUGCCUUUCCCACCAAGUUGUGUGCCGGGUGAUCAGUGGUGCUGAUCCCGCUGGCUCAGUCCAUGACAAUGGGACUUCGGAUACCUCCUGGGUAGCUCGGCUGGAAAGCAAUUAUGGAUUCUACAUCGGCUUGGGCCUGGCUAUCUUCUCCAGCUUCCUCAUUGGAAGCAGCGUCAUCCUCAAGAAGAAGGGGCUGCUACGGCUGGUGGAGAAGGGAGGCACCAGGGCAGGAGAUGGAGGCCAUGGCUACCUGAAGGACUGGCUCUGGUGGGCUGGCUUGUUAACCAUGGGUGGAGGGGAAGCUGCCAACUUUGCUGCCUAUGCCUUUGCUCCUGCGACUAUUGUCACGCCUCUGGGAGCCCUGAGCGUGCUCAUAAGUGCCAUCCUGUCUUCGUAUUUGCUUGGAGAGCGGCUCAACCUGCUGGGAAAGCUGGGCUGCAUGCUGAGCCUUGUGGGCAGCACCAUGAUGGUGAUACAUGCCCCAGAGGACGAGGAGGUCACCACUCUGGAUGAAAUGUUGUCUAAGCUGAAAGAGCCAGGUUUCCUUGCUUAUGCUGCAAUCCUCUUGGCUGUGUGCUUCCUCCUGAUCUUCUACCUUGCACCCCGCUAUGGCCAGAGCAACAUCCUCAUCUACCUCACCAUCUGCUCCGUGAUCGGUGCCUUCUCCGUGUCCUCAGUCAAGGGCCUGGGUAUUGCCAUCAAGGGCUUCUUUGCUGACCAGCCUGUGCUGCAGCACCCACUGACAUGGAUCUUGGUCAUCACGCUGGUAGCGUCCAUCACUACCCAAAUUAACUACCUCAAUAAGUCUCUAGACAUUUUUAACACCUCGCUGGUGUUUCCCAUCUACUAUGUGCUGUUCACCACCAUCGUCAUCACAACUUCCAUUAUCCUCUUUAAGGAAUGGGUCACCAUGACCGUAGUGGACAUCAUUGGGACAGUUUGUGGCUUCCUCACCAUCAUUUUGGGAGUUUUUUUACUCCAUGCCUUCAAAGACAUGGAUGUCAGUUUGGGGAAUCUGCCACAGAUCCUCCAGAACGAGCAGCAGGCACCAGUCACUCGAGAUGACAAGAACAUCCUGAUAGAGGUGGACAACUCCAGCAUCGCUCCAGAGGAUAAACCUAAAACACUUGCAUGAACUCCAAAAUACACAACAGUAUCUCAAACGGAGGUGAAGGAAAAGGACGGAAGGAUGUACUCCUGCUAUUCAGAUUCUGCUCAUCCAUGUUUAAUUACUUACUCUGCAAAUAUGAACUCAGACUAUUGGUGAAUAUUGGCAAAAUAUGGUGAAUUUUGGAAUACGUGUUCACCAGCAGGACCCAAGCCAUAAAGUGUUUAUACAGGCAUAUGGAAGAGAAAUAUUUUUACACUUUCGUUUUUGGUGAGGUGCAGGAGUUUCCCUGCAGCACAGUGUUAAUUAGUUUUAUGUGUUGUGGUUUGCUCUGAUUUUUUUUUCCCUUAGGAACCGUAGUGCCUAGGCUGUGUUGAUGCUGUUGGUGAAGCUACAGGGCCUGAUCCAGACCUCACCUGAGUGAGAGGCAGCCCCUGCUCAGGCUGGAGAGCUCUGGCAGAUAAAACGCAUAUCAGGAGAACACCUUCUGCAGGAUUUUUUGGGGGGUCAAUGAAAAAAUCUUUUCAGCCUGAAAGAUCCAACAGGUGUAAAUUUUAAGGUUGUUUUUCUUAAUAAAUAUCUUAACCUUGGAGAACCCCCCCCCCCAGCUCUUUGAGAGGUGGUAUUUACUGUUGCUUUUCAGCUUUCCUGUGACCUGUCCUGCUAUCAUUUAAGCUGAAAAGUUGUUUUUGUUUAGAGUGAGGUCUGAGCUGCACCUUAAAAGCCAAACAAGCCUAGGUGGGUGAUGUUCUGCAGAGCUGUCGAGCUGCAGUUUAUGCUAGAGUGGUCCCAUCCACCCCCUCCAUCUCUGUGAAUCUGAUUUAAGUGUUAUGUGAACUCCUGCUCUCCGCUCACUUCCAACUUCCCCUCCCCCUCUUGUAUUUGUACUAGUUGUGGGGAUGAAGGGAUGGGAGAAAUAACAUUUUGAGCUUGGAAGCGGAAAAGAAAAAAAAAUAUAUUGCAUUUGAAAGUUUCUCCCAUUUUGCUGCUAGGUCCCAUAGAACUGGGAGACCAUUUUCUCACAGCAGAUCCCAAAACAGGAGCAGAAAAACCUAAUCCAAGUGUGCCGGGUUUACACAGUCUGGAGGAUGCUGCUGACCUGGUUUUAGCUGGUCUGGAUGUCACUGAAGAAAUGUGACUUGUGGUUAGGGUGGGGAGAAAGAUACAAGCUCAUUUUAAUAACAUUUCAGUACUUUUUUUUUUUUUUUUGAAGGUGUAAAGGGAAAUAAAGACUUUUUCAAAAACCCUUGAAGGUGGAUCUGAGAGAUGUUAAUGAUUUCGCUGAUCUUACUGGUAUAGCCCCGAAGGAUGAACAGGCUAAAGGAAAACUGAGCAAAGCAGAUAGAGCAUCUUGGGCAGAGUAAACCAGCAGCGCCCUCCUUUGGUCGCAGAAAAUAAUCUAAGUAAUUCACUCUAGCUUUAAUUUUAGCAUCUUAAUUGG